Molecule: messenger RNA, 1734 nt
Organism: Meyerozyma guilliermondii ATCC 6260
Lineage: Eukaryota; Fungi; Ascomycota; Pichiomycetes; Serinales; Debaryomycetaceae
Product: MFS transporter
Exons: 1
Coding region: 1-1734 (577 amino acids)
Biological process (GO): transmembrane transport
Molecular function (GO): transmembrane transporter activity
Source: RefSeq, a predicted model, not a curated record
AUGGUGUCUACGGAGAGUAGUACGCUCAGCUCUAUCAGAGGGUCUGAUAAAGUGCCCAAAUCUUAUCACAAAAAUGAUGCUUUUGAUUCCGAUGAAAAAGUUGAUGCGGAAGCGUACCUGGCCAAGAAUAUAGAGCGAACCAUAAGUGAAUCCAGAAGUAUCCAAAAGGUCGUUUCUGGUCUCGAAGAAAAAGGUGGAGCCUUGGGUGAGUUGGAACAGCCGUACGACUUGAAAAAAUUUCACUCUAGAGCAGACCCCUCUUCUGACUACAACGAAAACGAUCCAUGGAAGUACCCAAUAGACCAACAAACCGAACUUCGUAUUGUGGAGUUUGUAGAGGGUGACAAGGAAGAUCCUAAAAACAUGGGCUAUGGAAGAAAGUGGCUCCUUACAUUAAUUUUAGGUUCCAUUUGUUUUGUUGUGGCUCUCGGUUCUGCAAUUGUGACUGGUGAUCUCGAGGGGCCUCGAAAUGAAUUGGGUGUUUCAGAAGAGGUGAUUAUUGUGGCUUCUGUUACCACCUUUGUGCUUGGUUUUGGAUUUGGACCAUGUAUAUUUGCUCCAAUGUCAGAAGAAGUGGGCAGGAAACCGGUGUACACGGUAACGUUGGCAUUGGGACUCAUAUUUAUCAUUCCUUGUGCUUUGGCCAAGAAUAUUGAAACACUUUUAAUUUGUCGUCUUAUAGAUGGAAUUGCAUUUUCCGCUCCAAUGACUUUAAUCGGUGGAUCUUUGUCAGAUAUUUGGCACAGCAGUGAGAGAGGACAAGCCAUGGCUAUUUUCUCUGCAGCUCCAUACCUUGGACCUGUCAUGGGUCCGAUUUUUGGAGGUCUUUUGGGCGACUAUGCACCAACUUGGAGAUGGAUUUAUUGGACCUUUUUGAUCGUGGCAGGUUUCUUUUACGCUGUUCUUACUAUAUUUGUUCCUGAAACUCAAGCCAGUACUCUUCUUAAACGCAGAGCAAUAAAGUUAAGGAAAGAAACUGGUGAUCAACGUUACAAGACCAUUGGAGAAUUAAAAGUGAGAACUUUUAGCCAAGUUGCCCUGGACUCUUUAUUGAGACCUUUCUUAUUAUUGAGUGAGCUUAUUGUGUUUCUAAUCACCAUUUUUAUGGCUGUCAUUUAUGGAUUGUUGUACAUGUUUUUCUUUGCCUAUCCAAUUGUCUACAUGAAGGACAAAGGUUGGUCUGCUUCCAAAACAGGAAUUAUGUUCAUUCCCAUUGGAGUGGGAGUGAUCCUCGCCACCUUAAUUGCACCUUAUGUCAACAGAGACUACAAUAGAAGAGCACAAGUGUAUCGUGAUAGAGGUGAGUUACCGCCAGCUGAGUUAAGAUUGAUUCCUAUGAUGGUUGUAUGCUGGUUUAUUCCCAUUGGUUUGUUUUGCUUUGCAUGGUCCUCAUAUACGAGAAUCUCAUGGGCAGGUCCUUGCUUCAGUGGACUCGCAGCAGGGUUUGGCUUCUGUGCUCUGUAUAAUCCAGCCAAUAAUUACAUCGUGGACUCUUACCAACACUACGCUGCAAGUGCAUUGGCUGCGAAAACUUUGGUGAGAUCUAUCUGGGGUGCUUGUGUCCCCUUAUUCACCAUUCAGAUGUACAAUAGGUUGGGAAACCAGUGGGCAUCAUCAUUAAUGGGAUUUAUUGCUUUGGCAUGUUGCUUCAUUCCGUUCUUGUUCUACAAAUUCGGUGCCCGAAUUAGAAAGUUUUCAAGGUAUGCUUAUUCACCAGAGUCGGAAAAACACUGA